AUUUUAUACUCUUUAUCUUAGGGACAGAGGGGCAAUUCUGUCCAAGAAAGUCAGUUUCAUUCAAUUUUAAUCUAAUUUGCUGGGAAAUUUGGACGCCAAAAAUUGACGCCCUUGUCAUUUUUACAUUUCAAAAUCCGCCAUGAAAGUACCUCCUUCAAAUUUCUCUGCAGAACCCUAACAAAAGCCCACCCACAACCACAACCGCAACCUUCCAUGCUCAACCUCCACAACCACACUGUCUUCCCACUCAAACCCAUUUCAUUUCUCUUGAAAAAAUGGGCUCUCUCAUCCCAAUUCUAGACCUCAAUAACCUCCCAGAAUCAACCGCAGGCUCAACCCCAACCAACACCACCACCAUCGCCAUGAAAGUCCCGAAAAUCGAACCCAAGCUCGAACCUUUCGACGAGCCACUCGAUACCCAACUGCCCCAAGAACCCUUCGUUCCCACUCCUACCCCCAACUCUUUCGCUAAUUCCCAAUUGACCCCUUUCUCCGACCCCAACCACACCCCUCUAUCUGAAUCCUCCACCGUACCCUCAGACCAAGACAAUGUGUACUCGGAGUUCCAUCGGAUUUCCGAGCUUUUCCGAACAGCUUUUGCAAAAGGGCUCCAGCGUUUCGGUGACGUCGACGUUUUGGACCCGGAUUCGCGAGCAAUUGUCCCAGUUUCUCAAGAACAACAGCUCCAAGAGGUUGUCGUUGCGCGAAGAAAAUACCCCCAGCGGUCCUCUGAGCUUGUCCGGGUCACCGAUCUCAACGUUGAGGACCAGCGCUACUUCCGAGACGUAGUGCGAAAAACCCGAAUGCUAUACGAUUCGAUUCGCAUUCUGUCAGUGGCGGAAGAGGAGAAGAGGGCCCCGGGGCUCGGGAGACGAGCCCGAGGCGAUUUGCGAGCCGCUUCGGUGCUCAGGGAUCGUGGGUUGUGGCUCAAUCGCGACAAAAGGAUUGUUGGUUCGAUUCCUGGGGUCUAUGUUGGCGAUAUCUUCUUUUUUCGGAUGGAGUUGUGUGUGGUUGGAUUACAUGGUCAAGUCCAAGCUGGGAUUGACUAUCUUCCGGCGAGCCAGAGCUCGAACCAUGAGCCAAUUGCAACCAGCAUUAUCGUUUCCGGUGGCUAUGAAGAUGAUGAGGAUGCGGGUGAUGUGAUUAUCUACACUGGUCAUGGAGGGCAGGACAAGUUUAAUAGGCAAUGUGCUCAUCAGAAGCUGGAAGGUGGGAAUUUGGCAUUGGAGAGAAGCAUGCAUUAUGGGAUUGAAGUGAGAGUUAUCAGAGGGAUCAAAUGUCAAGGCAGUGUUUCAAGUAAGCUUUAUGUCUAUGAUGGCUUGUAUAGAAUUUUUGAUUGUUGGUUUGAUGUGGGCAAGUCUGGCUUUGGUGUUUAUAAGUAUAAGAUUUUGAGAAUGGAAGGGCAAGGGGAGAUGGGUAGCGCUGUCCUUAAGUUUGCCGAGAGUCUUAGGACUAGGCCCUUGUCUGUGAGGCAGUCGGGUUAUCUUAGUUUGGAUAUUUCUAAUAAGAAGGAGAAUGUUCCAGUUUUCCUUUUCAAUGACAUCGAUUCUGACCAGGAUCCCUUGUACUAUGAUUAUCUUGUGACAACUGUGUUUCCAACGCAAGUAUUUCAUCAGUCCGGGCAGGGGACUGGGUGCGAUUGUGUUGACAGUUGUUCUGGUAAUUGCUUUUGUGCUAUGAAAAAUGGAGGCGAGUUUGCUUAUGAUCAGAAUGGGUUUCUAUUAAGAGGCAAGCCUGUGGUUUUUGAAUGUGGGACCUUCUGCCGUUGCCCCCCCCACUGUCAGAAUCGUGUCACACAAAAAGGGUUGAGAAAUAGACUGGAAGUGUUUAGAUCAAGGGAAACAGGUUGGGGAGUUAGGUCCUUGGACUUGAUACAUGCUGGUGCCUUUAUAUGUGAGUACACAGGUGUUAUUCUCACUAGAGAAAUGGCUCAGAUUUUUGCAAUGAAUGGUGAUAGCUUGGUUUAUCCACAUCGGUUUUCUGAUAGAUGGACAGAGUGGGGAGAUUUAUCUCAGAUAUAUCCUGAUUAUGUACGUCCAUCUUAUCCUUCAAUCCCACCAUUGGAUUUUGCAAUGGAUGUAUCGAAAAUGAGAAAUGUUGCUUGUUACAUGAGCCACAGUUCCACUCCAAAUGUGCUGGUGCAAUUUGUACUGUAUGAUCACAAUAAUCUAAUGUUUCCUCAUAUUAUGCUAUUCGCAAUGGAGAACAUCCCUCCCCUGAGAGAGCUGAGCCUUGACUAUGGGGUGGCUGAUGAAUGGACGGGGAAACUUGCUAUCUGUAACUAAAUAAUUUUGAUGGCGUGAUGCUUUUUGGAUCAUGCAGACGGUUACCGGAAUAUGAGUACUGAGAUGGCAUUCGGACUACAUAGCUCUGUAGUUUUCUUAGAUGGCUUCUGAAUUCUGUGGUCCAUGAAUUUUUCCUCAAAAGUAGAUGCUGAAAAUGUAAAUUUUGCUAUCAGAUUAUCCAAAAGCAUUGACUUGGCUCAUGUACAUGUCAAAUUGAAGUCACGAGGUGUAGAAAAAAAAAAAAAGAAAUGGGAAAAUGAACUGGAAUUGAGAACUCGCUGACCGAGCCACAAAUGCUGCUGUGAUGAUUUGCUCUGACAUUUUAGGCAUUUUUCUGUUUCCUGGACUAAGUCUUCAUACAUGCAAUUCCACUGCAAGUUGCAGUCUGCAACUGAUGGUAGUUGCCAUUAGGUUUGUUAAGCUUGUAAGCACAACUGUAGUAAUCUUCUGUACUUGUAGCUUUGUAUAUAUAAUGAUCCAAAUGGCUAAAGUUUGUACAGGAAUUGUAUAAUUAGUGCUUCCACAUAUGUUUGAAUAGAGUCCAUUUGUUUGGUGCCUUGGAUAAUUCAUUUGUAGUGGAUGAUGA
Molecule: messenger RNA, 2871 nt
Organism: Prunus dulcis (almond)
Lineage: Eukaryota; Viridiplantae; Streptophyta; Magnoliopsida; Rosales; Rosaceae
Product: histone-lysine N-methyltransferase family member SUVH9-like
Exons: 2
Coding region: 276-2285 (669 amino acids)
Cellular component (GO): nucleus
Molecular function (GO): histone methyltransferase activity; zinc ion binding; protein binding
Source: RefSeq, a predicted model, not a curated record